AUGUUAUAUGAAAGCAGUCUAAAAUCAUAUUCGUUCAACGUUCAUAGUGAAUUAAAGUUUGAUUUAUUUGCACUUAUAUUAUCGUAUUUAUUAAACGUUUAUGGUGAAUUAAAACGUAAUUCAUUUAUAUUUAUAGAAUCGUAUUCAUUAAAUGUUCAUCGUAAAAUAAAAGUUGAUAUAUUUACAUGUAUAUUGUCAUAUUCAUUAAAUGUUCGUGAUGAAUUAAAAUUAAAUUUAGUUAUAUUUAUAGAAUCACAUUUAUUACAUAUUUGUGAUAAAUCAAAAUUGCAUAUAUUUGUAUAUAUAGAACCAUACUUAUUGAAGAUAUAUAUUGAAUUAAAAAUUGAUUUUUUUGCAUUGAAAUUAUCAUAUUUAUUAAACGUUUGUGGUGUUUUAAAAUUUUAUUCAUUUAUAUUUAUUGAAUCAUAUUCAUUAAAUCUUUAUCGUGAAUUAAAAUUAAGUUUAUUUAUGUUUUAUAAUCGUAUUUAG
Molecule: messenger RNA, 489 nt
Organism: Rotaria sp. Silwood1
Lineage: Eukaryota; Metazoa; Rotifera; Eurotatoria; Philodinida; Philodinidae
Source: the annotation of a GenBank genome assembly